Molecule: messenger RNA, 982 nt
Organism: Hyaloscypha bicolor E
Lineage: Eukaryota; Fungi; Ascomycota; Leotiomycetes; Helotiales; Hyaloscyphaceae
Product: HET-domain-containing protein
Exons: 2
Coding region: 151-918 (255 amino acids)
Source: RefSeq, a predicted model, not a curated record
GGCGGCGUUGGGUAGUCCUGAUUGGUUGACCUUGCAUCCUUCUUGCAUAACCGCAUUCUUUGUUCAGCCUUCAAUCUUCUCAGCUUUGUCAUUUUUCGAGAUCCUUUCACUUUUCUCUCGGGGACUCUCAACACCAAGAAAUCCAGGAAUAUGGCUGAUAAAUGUCAAACUUGCGGGCUAGGCACGAUAAUGGCUGGUGGAAGCGAUCCAAUAAUCCUUCAUGAAGUUCGUUUUCUUCUGAAUGAUCUACUUACCGCUUCUCAAACAUGCUUUGUAUGCGGGAUGCUCUAUGAGGGGGUCUCUUUACUGCCUAAUUUUGAAGAUGUUCAAGAAAUCGAGGUCAACAAGAGCGAAGGCGCCCUGGCACCCCUCGAAGUUACAAUUCGGCAGAUAGGGCAGAACGUGGGCAUAACGUAUGAGUUCUACAUCCCCUCAAAUGUGCCUGUUACCAAAUCUCCAUGGCCGAUACUAUCAAUUGGCUAUGAUCUCCGUUCAUCAACAGAAGAGCGCCUCGGCCUUACGCGUUCAUGGCUCGAAACUUGCAUUAACACACAUCAAAAUUGCCCCCCUGCUGUACAAAAGCUGCCCAAACGGGUCAUUGCCCUGGAUCCCCACAGUUCCAAGAUCAAACUCAAGGAAACCGCUAACGGAGAUGGAAGGUAUGCGGCAUUGAGCUAUUGCUGGGGCCGCACAGGGAAUAUCACCACCACGAAAGGCAAUAUCGCGAGUAUGCUGGCAGGUAUCGCACUUAUAGUUCUUCCCCAGACCAUUAAGGAAGCGGUCCAGGUAACCAAGCAUCUUGGAAUUGACAAUCUCUGGGUGGACUCACUCUGCAUCAUCCAGGACUCCCAAGAGGACUGGAUUCAGCAAGCCGCACUCAUGUGUGAUAUUUACACCAACCAGUGUGGGCUCCGAUAAAUUAUCGAUCGAAAUUAUCGAUUAGUAAUCGUUAUCGGCUAAGCGAUCGAUAAACGAUCGAUAU